ACUUCACGAGGAAGAAGGUCGUGUGGAAAGUUCAUGUGUAUAUACAUGUGAAUUGCAUAAGAUUGGUAUUCGUAGUUAAGGGUGCGAGAUAGAUGCAUUUAUGUGUUAUUCUGUUUUAAGUUAAUAGCAGUUUAUUUAGGUAUAUUUACUGUGAAUAAAUAUAAGGUAACAAAUUUAGAAAGUCUGCUCAUUUUAAGUUGAUCCUACGCCCUUGAAGUGAAACGUGAGCGGGAAGCAAACGGCGUUCUUCUGGCAAACAACCCUCUCUCAUUCAGUCUUUUGGAAAUAGUCACUCUUGUUACACUUGUUCCUGUGGCUGCAUACAGGUCCCGAGAGAGUUUUAGAUUAAGUGUUUGUGAAUAUGGUUAAAGAUUCUGACAUGCCAUCUGCAACUUGUGAAACCUUAAAUGGUCAUUCUAAUGUUGAUGACAAAGAAAAUUAUGAAGAUUUAACACAAAAGUUAAAAUCUUUAUGUGAUACAUCUCUUCCAAAGCAGACAGUUAUUAAUGAUAAAACAAAAUAUGUUGAAAAUAUUUUAACAAAUAAAAACUGUGGUUCAUUCAUCGAAGAAGAUGUUGAUGAUGGUGUAUUUCAGAAAAUGGAUUCUAUAAAUAAUGAAAGUAUAAACAAAGAAACAUUUAAUGAAAAGAAUGAAGGCAUAAUUGAUGCUAGCAAAGAGCAAGAAUUUGUUUUUAUUCAUGAUGCUGGUUUUGUUGUUAAAAUAAUAGCGCCUGGUGUUGAACCAUUUGAUAUUCAGGUGAGUUCAACAGAGUUGGUACAAGAAAUUCAUCAAAUGUUGAUGGAUCGAGAGGAGACUUGUCACAGAACAUGCUUUUCUCUCCAGUUAGAUGGAGUUACAAUGGACAAUUUUGCUGAACUUAAAACUAUUGAAGGCUUAAAAGAUGGUUCUGUGAUUAAAGUAGUAGAAGAACCAUAUACUGUGAGAGAAGCUAGAAUUCAUGUAAGGCAUAUUAGAGAUUUACUGAAAUCGCUGGAUCCUGCUGAUGCUUUUAAUGGUGUCGAGUGUAGUUCAUUUUCAUUUUUAAAUACUAUUACUCAAGGUGAUAUUUUAGAAAAGAAAAAAUGUCGUCCAGAUUCUGUGGAUUGUACACCUCUAGAUUAUAUUUUACCAUCAGUUAAUGAGUUACCAUUGCUGCCUUUGCAACCACAAUCUAAAGACCCUAAGAUUGCUCCAGCGUUAAAAGUUCUUAUGAUAAGUGGCUGGAAUCCACCUCCGGGUCUCAGAAAACUUAGAGGUGACUUACUAUAUCUGUAUGUUGUAACUGCAGAGGAUAAGCGCCUUCAUAUAACAGCUUCAACACGUGGAUUUUAUAUUAAUCAAACUACAGAUGAAGAAUUCAAUCCAAAACCUGCCAAUCCUAAGCUUAUUUUUCAUUCUCUUGCAGAUCUGCUUGGUCAGGUCAGUCCAAUGUUUAAAAGAAAUUUUAGUAUUAUUCAAAAGAAACGUACUCAGCGUCAUCCUUUUGAGCGUGUUGCAACUCCUUAUCAAGUGUAUACCUGGACAGCACCUAAUUUAGAGCAUUCUAUUGACUCAAUACGAGCUGAAGAUGCUUUUUCUUCAAAACUGGGCUAUGAAGAACAUAUUCCUGGUCAAACAAGAGAUUGGAAUGAAGAACUUCAAACUACUAGGGAGCUGCCUAGAAAAACCUUGCCUGAAAGACUUAUCCGUGAAAGAGCUAUUUUCAAAGUGCAUAGUGACUUUGUAACAGCUGCAACACGGGGAGCAAUGGCAGUUGUUGAUGGAAAUGUGAUGGCUUUAAAUCCUGGAGAAGAGACAAAGAUGCAGAUGUUUAUUUGGAAUAACAUCUUCUUUAGUCUGGGAUUUGAUGUUCGUGAUCAUUACAAAGAAGUAGGAGGGGAUGCUGCUGCAUUUUCAGCACCAAAUAAUGAUCUUCAAGGCGUUAGAGCUUAUAAUGCUGUAGAUAUUGAUGGAUUAUACACACUUGGUACAGUUGUAAUUGAUUACCGUGGCUACAGAGUUACAGCACAGUCUAUAAUUCCAGGUAUUUUAGAAAGGGAACAAGAACAUUCGGUUGUUUAUGGAUCUGUAGAUUUUGGAAAAACAGUUCUUAGCCAUCCUAAAUAUCUUGAAAUGCUCAAUAAAGCUGGUCAAUCUUUAAAAAUUCUUCCUCAUUCAGUGCUGAAUGAAAAAGAUGAAGAAGUUGAACUGUGCUCUUCAGUUGAAUGCAAAGGAAUCGUUGGAAAUGAUGGUAGACACUAUAUUCUCGAUCUUCUUCGAACAUUUCCUCCUGAUGUAAAUUUCUUAAUUCUUGAAGGUGAAGAACUUUCAAAAGAAGCUCAGGCAUUAGGUUUUCCGCGGGAGCAUAAACACAAGCUGUGCUGUUUGAGACAGGAAUUAAUUGAUGCAUUUGUUGAUGCUCGAUACAUGAUGUUCAUAAAAUUAGCUGCUUUUCAUUUACAACAAAUUGGUUUAAAGAACUACAUAAAGGACAAGCAAGCAGAGCAAGAAGAAAAUGAUGCACUAUCUACUGGUAUUUUAAAAUGUAACAACUCGGACAAAGAAACUGCAGAAAAAAAUCAAGCAGAUGAUAACCUGCAUAAUUCUGAAGAGAAAAAAAAUUCUUUAGAAACUGAUGAAUAUAAAAAAAUUGUAGAAUCUAUAACGAAUAAAGAUAAGUCUGAAGUUGAUAGUACCAGAGAAGUAAUUAAAAAAGCUGCUUUAGCUGUUGGCUCAUUAAAAGAAACUGAAUUUGAUAUCCGAUUCAACCCUGAUGUAUUUUCUCCUGGUGUCAGACAUCCAACUACGCAUCCUGAGAAGUUAUCAAAAGAAAAACAGCUUGCUAAAGAUGCUGCUGACUUCUUAUUGACUGUACAAAUACCAGGCUUUGUUCGAGACUGUUUAGAACAUUCUACUUCUCCAAUAGAUGGUGCGACUCUUACUGAAGCCUUGCAUGGACGGGGGAUCAGUAUCAGAUAUCUUGGAAAAAUUGCUGAUAUGGUGGCCAAAGUUCCUCAGCUGCAAUAUGUGUUGAGGAUAAUUGUAUCAGAACUUUUGACUAGAGCAGCAAAGCAUUUAUUUUCACAUUACAUUCAAGGAGUUGAAACCAUGUGUUUAUCAAGUGCAACGAGCCAUUUUCUCAACUGCUUUUUAUCCUCUUGUACUUCAUUGCCAAGUCCAGUCUCUUCAGAAGAACAGCUUCAGGUCAAGUACAAGCGAAAAGGGAAACGAAAGGGUAAACAAAAUCCAUUAAGAUUUGAAGAUAAUAAUGAAUGGGCUCUUCUGUCUACUAAAACAUUUUGGAACAAUAUGAAGAAUGAGCUGCUUUCAUAUUAUGCAUGGGAGUUACCUUGCGAUUCUAUUGAUGCCAUUAUCGAACAUUUUUCUCUGCAAAAAAUAUCACUGAUGCGAUCAUUUUGCAUUAAAACUGGAAUUCAAUUAUUAUUAAGGGAAUACAACUUUGAUCAUAAAACCAAACCUACUUUUACAGAGGAUGAUAUACUAAAUAUUUUUCCUGUUGUAAAGCAUAUAAACCCAAGAGCUACAGAUGCAUAUAAUUUCUAUACUACAGGACAGAAUAAAAUACAGCAAGGCUAUUUGAAAGAAGGCUAUGAACUUAUUACUGAAGCUCUUAAUUUAUUAAAUAAUGUUUAUGGUGCUAUGCACCCAGAGAUCUCUCAAUGUCUUAGAAUGUUAGCAAGAUUAAAUUAUAUAAUGGGUGAUCACCAAGAGGCAAUGGCAUUUCAGCAGAAAGCUGUCCUUAUGAGUGAAAGAGUAAAUGGAAUUGACCAUGCCUACACAAUUUCUGAAUAUACACAUCUAGCCUUGUACUGUUUUGCAAAUUCACAAAUUACUACAGCCUUGAAGCUCCUGUAUCGUGCUAGAUAUUUGACUCUUCUUGUUUGUGGAGAAAACCAUCCUGAAAUGGCAGUACUAGAUAGUAAUAUUGGCCUCAUAUUACAUGCUGUUGGAGAAUAUGACUUAUCUUUGAGAUUCCUAGAAAAUGCCUUAAAGUUAAACAUUAAUUAUUAUGGAAGCAAGAGCCUGAAAGUGGCUGUUAGUUAUCAUCUAGUUGCUCGAACCCAAUCAUGUAUGGGUGAAUUCAGAGGUGCUUUACAGAAUGAAAAAGAAACCUACAGCAUUUACAAACAACAGCUUGGAGAAGAUCAUGAUAAAACAAAAGAAAGUUCUGAAUGUUUACGACAUCUCACGCAACAGGCUGUGGUCCUGCAAAAGAAAAUGAAUGAGAUUUAUAAAGGGAAUUCUAGUGCAAUUUUACCACCAAUUCAAAUACAACCACCUUCCUUGAGCAGUGUUUUGGAUAUGCUGAAUAUCAUAAAUGGAAUCUUGUUUGUACAAAUCAGCCAACAAGAUAUUGAAAAUUUUAGGGCUGAAUUUGAACGCCGGCAACAGAAAGACUCUGAUACUGCAAAAAAGACUGACUCGGAUAUUGAGGCAAAUAAUGUUUCAGAAAUAAUUGAAAUGCCUAGCUGUGUUUCAACAAGGUAACUUCCAGUUGAUCCUAAUUAGAAUUGCAAGCACAAAAGCUAGAUUGCUUUUUUUUUCCCUCUUGUGGAUAACUGCCAUGAGCAUUCAAGACUGUAGAACAUUUAGUAUUUCAAAGAUCAUGGUUAAAUAAAUGGUUAAAGAGAAAAUCAUGGUUAAAUAGGAAUAAAUUGAAUCUGCUUACCUGAAUGAAGGAGAAAGUGGUUAUUUCUUCUGCCAGUGCCAUGAGUGAUAUGUCCAGGAUCUUAUGUGCAAUUCAUGCAACUUAUUUGUAAUUAAAAUUUUUCAUAAUUUUUAUUAAUGUAAAAAAGCUGGCCUUUGGUCUUCGUGGUUUUUUUUUUUUUUUUUUAAAGCUUUUUUUUCUGAAAAAUUUAAAUGCAAUCAAGAAAUCAAAAGCAUCAAGUUAUAUUUUUAUGAUAAUCAGUUAUUGUUGUGUUUAAAUUAGUGUAAGGUUGUACAAACACAUGAACUGAGUUACUGAGUGGUGCCGUUUCUCUUGUGUGCUGUUUUCAUAUGGAAUUUGAUUAUUUUCAUGCACCAUCUUCAUAAUGUGAAAUUUGAAUGUGUGGAUGUAGAUAUUAGUUUGUUUUGUUUCUAAGAUAGUAGAUAAUUAUUCAGAGUAGGGACUUUAAAGCUAAUAUAAUUUAAACUUAGGAUAUUUCAUAUAUAUUAGUCUCUCUUCAAUUUCGUAUUAAAUUUUUAAUGACAUUGUUUUUGUCAGUUUUGGAAUAAUGGUUUUGACUUCAAAAUUUGCAAAGGAAACUUAGAUUUUUAUUGCAUUGUCUUAGGAAUGAGGAAAAUCUUUUCUUUGCUUAGUAUAUUAAAUAGACUAAGAUCUGAUCUGGUUUUUGAUUUAUUAAUUUAAUUUGCUCAAUCUUUUACAUGUAUUUGUUUCUUUUGAACUACAAAGCCUUAUCUUUUAAACCAAUCGAACAAGUAUUUUGUGUAUGUUUAAUUAGAUAUUCGCAAGAUCAAUAUGUAUUUCUUUUAUUCUUUAUUUGUACAUUCUUUGUUUUCGAGUAGCGAGAAUGUUUUUUGUGAAAUUCUUCCAUAUCUGCAUACAGUCAUUUUUAAAACUGCAUGGAUUGAUUUCUUUGAAAGUUGAAACUAUUUAUUAUUUUUAAUAAAAAUGUAUUUAAAAAUGUGAUUAAAUGUAGAAUAUAAGUAAUUUAAAAAUGUUAUGUUGCAAGCUUGAAGAAAAAAAUUAAAAAAAUUUGUUAUUUAAGUUUUCUAUAAUUCGAAAAUUAGCUGUACUAUAUAUUUGUAUUUGUAAAUGGCAACUGUUUCAACUGAAUUCUAAUGUGAAAGCUGCAGUAAGUGUUGACCUUUAUGAAAUAUAUGUUUUCCGAAAAGUGAACUGUAUUCUCCUGGUGUGUGCAUAAAAUAUCAUUUAAAAAUCAAGAAAAGAUAUGGUACUUUUGAUUAUAUGCAUCCCUACAAAAGGCUGCUAAUUAAUAUGCAAUUUUGUGAACUGCAAAAUGUGUAAUCAGCUAUCUUUAAAGCUUAUAGGUAUGGCUUUGUUCAUAAAUAGAUAUAGAUAUAUAGAUAUAUAUAUAUAUAUAGCAAGCAGAUUCUGUUCAGCUGUGUCCAUCAUUUAACUUUUGUCAAUGUCAGUACUUGACAAUUCAUAUUAAAAACACAAUUUCAAGUAUCAGAUGUGUAAAUCAGUAUCAUCAUUGUUGAUGAAUUAUAUACAUUAAACGAGCAUAGCAUUUAAUUUGUAGGAUUUAAAUAAAUAAAGCAAUUUUCAUAAUAAUUUUUGCUAUUGAUAGUCAGGUAUAAUUUUUGCUAUCCGCUACCAAAGACUGCAUUUUUACUAGAAGUAAUUUAAUGUUGAAACCGGGGGUGCAGAUAAGCAGAAAGUACCAGAGCUAUUCUUCACAGGUAUGCUCAAGUUUCUGUGUGUUGAUAUUAAGAAUAUGUUUACCAGAUUAAUAUAAAAAUUUGAUAAUAAAUGUGCUAACUUUUUUUACACUUGGAAGAAACUGAUAAAAAUUCCUUAGUGAAAGGCUGAAAAAAAAAAUAGUCUAUAUUGUUUGACUUGUUAUAAAUCUGUAUUAAAAAUUUAAAACGCUUUUAUUUUAAUAUAAUUUUGAAUUGUUUCCUUAAUAUUUUUAUUGGAUUAGUAAAUUUUUGCCAUUAAGACCUAAUCUUACAUUGUUUGGCAUUAUUUAUCACUUUUUAUACUUGUUUGAAAGAAAUUUUAUUAGAAUUUGUGUACAAUAAUCUUUGUAAAUAUGGGAAAAUUUGCACAAUUUAUUGCAGCAAAUACAAAUGAAUAAUUUUACUGUUAUUGCAGUUUUUAAUACUUUGUAAAAUUAUGUGCAAUAUUACAUUUGUUAUUUAUUUAUAGUAUGUAACAAAUGUAUAAAAAUCUGUAUUUAAUGAAAUUUUGCAUAAUUAUUUUUAAAAGGUAUGGUUUUGUGAAAUUUUCUUGAUAUAAGCUAAAACAAAAAUUGUUGAUUUUUGUAAUAAUUCAGGACAUAAAAUUUGCAUGAAGCAAUUCUUUCUAGAAAUCUCAUGGGACCUAAUGUUUUACUGUUGUAAUACAAAUUUAAAAUAAAAGUUUGUAAAAAUA
Molecule: messenger RNA, 7064 nt
Organism: Stegodyphus dumicola
Lineage: Eukaryota; Metazoa; Arthropoda; Arachnida; Araneae; Eresidae
Gene: clu
Product: clustered mitochondria protein homolog
Biological process (GO): organelle organization; intracellular distribution of mitochondria
Cellular component (GO): cytoplasm
Molecular function (GO): protein binding; mRNA binding
Source: RefSeq, a predicted model, not a curated record